AUGGGUUUAGGAUUAUUGUUAUUACAUACCAACGCGACGUUAGUAGUUGGUGAUAAUAUUCAUUCGAAUGACUUGGUCGAUCAAAAUGAAUACGAAAACAAUACCAACCCCUCAAUUGUCAAUCAGAGAAAACGUUGUAAUAGAAAACGUAAACGAAGACCUCAAUUUGCUGUAGACGAUAACAGCACAGGAGAAACUGCAAAUGUUUGGCACGACCAAGUAGCGGACGAAGAGUUCGUCCCAAUAGCUCCCUCAGUUAAUCUAAGAACUGACAGAAAUACCAGUUUACUAUCAAGAACGAAGAAACAACCUGCUGUUCGAGAACCCCUAGCCGCAUUAGAAAAAGAACAAAAACGUUAUGAAUUACGCGACAAAAGCAGACUUGAUACUUCAACAAUCAGUCCAUCAGAUAAAUCCUAUAGACGACCAUAUUCACAGGCUAAGAAAGAACUACAAACAGGGGCUACAACAGAUAUUCCUAGCACGAAUUUCGAACAAGGUACUGGAACUAAAAGUGCGAUUGAUCUUAAAAAUAUAUUGAAAAAUUCUGGAGGCUUAAGUUUAAGUGAAUUUUUGCAGCAAAAGAAUUUGUCUUUGGAUGAUUUACUCAAAGGGAAACAAAAUGCCUUAUUAGCAUUGCAGACGACGGCGGCAUCACCAGAAUUUACAGCAACAGCUGCUGCAGCAGACACGACGAAGCAAACAAAAACUUCUGUACGUAAAUUGGCAAGUGUUGCUCCUACUUUCAAUGCAACUUUGGCAAUAAAUUUAACGUCAACAACAGCAACUAACGGCAAUAGUACGUACAAAAAUUGGUUACAUAAUGACAGUGCAGAAACAACACAAAGACUUAAGGUGCUAACUACGCAACAACAAAGAUUAAAACUUUUUGACACUGCUUCCAGGAUAGCUUCAACAACAGCAACAAUUGCUAGUAGAAAUACUAUUACAACAAGGAGGCGUGAACAGCAUAAGAGUACGGCAACAACUAAGACCAGCACUACAGUGACAACAACACGAGUUCCACUCUACAAGAGAAGGCUGCAGUAUCGACCAACAUUAAAGCCACCAUUUUUACUGAAAUCAUCAAUUAUGCCUACAAUUGCAGUGGAUUUGCCAACACCUCCGGAGGUUGCUACUAUGACAGAAACUGUACAGAACAGCAAUGACACGACAGACAUUAACAAUACUCUCCACAACGAAGGUACAACAACUGAAGUAAUGCAACAGGAGGAGAGCCAAGAACAAAACGAGGAAGAGAAUCAUAUAACUAAUAUGACUAAAAAAUUGCCCACAUCUACCGAAGGAAUAAAAAAGAAAAAAAUAACAACAAGUAGAGGCACUUCACCAACAUUCACUAAGACAACUACAAGCACCACUAAUAACUACAAUAAUGUCAAGUCGAACAUUAAACUGAAGAAUAAAGAGCAUUCCAAAAAUUUUGAAGUUAAUUUCAUUGAACAACGUCAAGCAAAAUUGACAACUGCACCAGCAAACUCUGCUGCAGGCACUGAAGAUGAUGAUGAUGGUUUGGAAGACUUUUUCGAUGAGUCGACAACAAAAAUAAAAGAAGUCGUUUUGCAAAAUUAUACGCCAAGUUUUCGAAGUCGUGAUGUAGAAAAAACUACAACAGCUCGCACCGCAAAUGACAUAGAUACAAAUAAUAUAGACAACAUCGAUGAUCGCACAGAUUUACUUGAAUUAAUCGAGGACAGACGUUCUGGGAAUAGACUUUUUAAAGUACUAGAACAACGGAAUAUGACUCUCGAGGAAUUAAUCGAGCAUCGCAAACGCGGAGCGAGUCAACUGCAUCUCUCGAUGGUGUUGCAAAACAAUACAGGGCUUUUUCCCGGCCAGAAAGUCGUACUUCACGACAAUAUGGACAUUGUUACGGCAUUUGAAAAUUUUCCGCAUUUCAAUUUAGUAGAUCUGAAGAGCGUAAAACCUGAUGAUAUAAAAACCGACUCACAAGGCGCAAGUUACUUUACUUCCAUAACAGAUAUUGAGCCAACAGAUGAAGUAUAUAAAACCAGAGUAGAGAGCAGCAUAAAAGAUAACACCUUUAUCCCUACACAAAGAACAGACAAAUCACUUAGCUUCUUUCCUUCCUGGAAAAAUUUUGCUUUAACAACUCUUGACUCAGCACAAAGUGCGGACACAAAAAACAACCAGUUUUAUCUACCACAACCCAAACUACUGCUUGAAAGUGCUUCACAAGAACUGGGUGAUGAAAAUUUGGGCAACAACACAGAGAUAAGUUUUGAAACGGCAGCUUUGAUACCUACUAUGCAAGAUACAGUGGGAGCAAUUGAAAAUGAUGUAACACGUGCGCACGAUUUAGUUGAUUUGGAAUUGUCUGGACAUGGUUUCAAACGCAGUCCAGCUGCUGCAAUUUCAAUGGCAAACCAGCAAAAUGGCAAUAGUCUCUACAGCAACAUGCCAGCCGGUAUACGUUCAGCUAUUGUGGCCAGUACAGCGAUUGUGCUCACGGCACUAAUUACAUUUUUGGCCAUUUUUGGAGUGUGCCGUUGGAAGCAGCAUAGACUACGUAAAGCAAAGUAUCUUAAAACCUAUAAUACAAUGAAGAGUAAACUGCCUACGUUGGGGGUAACAGCAGCAGCAACACGUCGCUCUUCUUCACGCAAUAUGGAGGAAAUGAUGGGAUGCGUUUCAACUAUAACAACGACGCCAAACCAGAAACUUCAACGUCAGAGCUCAUUACUAUUUGCACAAAUAAACAAUGAAACACGGGCCACUUCCUGCCUGGAUGGCAGUUGCACAAAUACUUUAAAAAGCGGAGAGGGCCGAAGAUCAAGACGUAAUAGUAUUGGCAUAGGAAGUGCGACAAGUUCAACAACUUCAUUAGCGCUAUCGCUGUGUAGUGCGCAUAAUAUUUCGGCGACCAAAUUGAAUACAAUGGACACAAAUUCACCAGAAGUGCAAGAAUAUCUCUUCGACACAUUACGAAAGUCUUUUUGAAAUAUUCCUUAUUUUAAUUU
Molecule: messenger RNA, 2999 nt
Organism: Teleopsis dalmanni
Lineage: Eukaryota; Metazoa; Arthropoda; Insecta; Diptera; Diopsidae
Exons: 3
Coding region: 1-2979 (992 amino acids)
Source: RefSeq, a predicted model, not a curated record